Neodiprion fabricii is the source of this 4563-nucleotide messenger RNA. It is a transcript of the gene Zdhhc8, whose product is annotated as palmitoyltransferase ZDHHC8. The transcript is spliced from 9 exons. Bases 321 to 2378 code for a protein of 685 amino acids. Lineage: Eukaryota; Metazoa; Arthropoda; Insecta; Hymenoptera; Diprionidae. The record is from RefSeq and is a predicted model, not a curated record. Gene Ontology annotation, molecular function: palmitoyltransferase activity. Gene Ontology annotation, biological process: protein palmitoylation.
AAACCAGGUUGGCAGUCCUAACACGUCAGAGCCAACGAUUGUCAAGUUACUUCAUUCGGUUUCGUUUCACACAAAUUUACGUCCCCGCGGCCACCUACGGCAUAUGUCACCAGAGCGGUGUGUGUGUUCAUGCCUUUUACCUCCAUGGAUCGUGUACGGGGGAGCGAUUGAAUAUUAAUUAUAUUAGGAAUGUUUUUAUUAAAAUAACACAAGUGGUAGAGGAUGUGAACGACAAGGUUUCAGCCAUCAUAAUAGGAAAUAGUGACGAUGGAAGUUCGGGCUGCAAGUUUGUUCGGAUCGCAAUUAACUUGUAUCGGUAUAUGCGGCCAUGUUUUCUUGUAGCAGAAAUCUUCCCCAUUAAUAAUUUGGAAUUGUUGAUCGUUUGUGGAUCUCGAAAAGGAGCCUACAGAAUGCCGAAAUGCGAUGUGAAAACAAGAUACCUGCCAGCAACGUUCGCGUGGACGCUUCUACUUAGCACUACCACACUCUUCUUCUACUUCCCAUGCCGGUAUUACAUAUCCAAUUAUAUAUGGGUACCCGCGCUCCAAGGAGUCAUUACAUUCUUUGUUUUGGCAAACUUUACACUGGCUACCUUCAUGGACCCUGGUGUUAUACCAAAAGCACCUCCAGACGAAGACAGAGAAGAUGAUUUUCGAGCUCCACUUUACAAAAAUGUUGAAAUAAAUGGAAUAACCGUGCGCAUGAAAUGGUGUGUCACUUGCAAAUUCUAUAGACCCCCGCGGUGUUCGCACUGCAGUGUUUGCAAUCAUUGCAUAGAGACAUUUGAUCAUCACUGUCCAUGGGUAAAUAAUUGCAUUGGUCGAAGAAACUACAGGUUCUUUUUCUUUUUUCUAAUGUCGCUCAGCUUUCAUAUGCUCAGUAUAUUCGGACUUUGUCUGUACUUUGUUCUCGAGAAGAAAGAAAAGCUAGGUGAAGUAGACACGAUCGUUGCUAUGGUAUUAAUGGGUGUGGUAACACUACUUUUCAUUCCCAUAUUUGGAUUAACUGGAUUUCACAUAGUACUUGUGUCCAGAGGUCGCACAACAAACGAGCAAGUGACUGGAAAGUUUAAAGGAGGUUACAAUCCAUUUUCUCGAGGGUUUUUACAUAAUUGUUGUUAUACGCAAUUUGGUCCACAAUAUCCGAGUUUAAUAAAACCUGAAAAAUAUUCAGGGAAAAGGCGCGGAGCGUGCACCUCAGAGAUAUCUACUAUAGAUAGCGAAAACCAGGUAAAAACCUACAUGGAUAGCAGCAACGGUGUUAGAAAUGCCAGUUCAAAUGCUUACAAUAAGUUGUCUCCUGGUCGAGAUGGGUCGGACACAGAUAUGGAGCCGACAGCUUCGCAAUCAGCUGAUUGUGAACCAACACCACCAUUACAGCGACAUGGGUCUAAAAGCAACUUCUUUCUACCACCUGUAGAAGGUAGUGAUUCUCCAAGGCACCCGCCAUCGUCGCAACAUCGUCAUCCAAUGCAUUACCCUAGAGGCAGUCCACACCCAAGGCCAAGAGGCAUGGAUGGAUCCCGAAGUCAUACUCCUGAUCCUCUGUCACCAGAGGCAGGUGGCGGUUCUCCAGCCCAAGGACCUCAACGUGGUCAAGGACAAGUUGGGGCUAGUCCUACCAUGCAACAACGCAUCAAAGCCAUCGGGGUACCAACACCGCUUGCUAUUUCCAGCCCCAUUCGCAGAUCCAAUCCUGGAACACCGACGCAGGUACGCCGACCAGAUUUCAUCGGUGUAACCGAAGCUCCUACAUACUAUGACAUACAACAAACCCUCCAUGGCCCCCAGGGUAACAAUGGCACAGGGGCAGCAACAAACUACAGUCCCCAAAGACGUUUUCUUUCUGAAGGUGAAUUAGUACGCCAGGGAAAUGAUCUCCCUUAUGCCAGGACAACAAAUACUGUUGACAAUAUCCGAGAAUUAGCCAGCUCUCCGCAGCGAGGUGUUUACAUGUGGAAGGAUACCUCGCCAGGCAGCUAUCCAGUUCCAGCUGGUAUUCCGGUUCAUCAAUCUCCCUCCCAACGACCUCCCCCACCUUACGAUUACUAUCGUUCAAAUCCCACUAGUCCUACACAGCAACCAUAUACCAAUGCUCCUAGAGCAGUUUAUCACCCUGCAAUGCGUGGCGGUGUUCCAGUCUUCCCACCUCAUCAGCCCCACCAGUCUCCUCAAGUGAAGAGAAAAACUAUGGCCACGCCGACAACUCCGACAUCGGGCGACGGACGUCGCAGGCCAAUGUCGUUCGUAAGGGCUCUGGAAAUGACGGAUUCUAUGGAAAUGGUAGCUGCGCCUAGUGAUUCAAGAUCUCAGAGGCCUACGACCCCUACGCCUGAUCGUGCAAGUGUUUACGAUAUGAACUAUGAAAUAUCGGUAUAACCCACAGCUUCAAUCUCCAUUCCAUCGUACGGUUGGGUGGAGGCCAGUAACAAACCACUAGCCAUAUUACGUUUCGUUGACUCGAAAUACAUGGGGACUUAUACGGGUUAUGAAAUAUCUGUUUGAAUUAUCUAUCAAUCUGUGUCCCAGUUGGUAUGUAAUGAUUUACGCGAUGUGGUACUACGGUACAGCUUUCAUAUCGUAUUUCCCCCAAAGUCAUCCAGGAUAUUCACAUCACGGUUCAUGAUUUUAUUGAAUUCACAACGAUCAUAUCCUCGAGGAUUGGAGAUCUAUACAAGACAAAUAUUGACAGAAACCUAGAGUAGUUCCAGAAAAUCUGGCUGUAUAUUCAUGCUAUUCGCGGAUACUGUUAAAUAUUGGAAGUAGGGAACGUCUCUUCAAAAUUUUCGUUACACCCUAUGUCUUGUAACAGCAGCAUAUUACAUAACGUAUUGUUCCGAAGAUACGUCGAUCCUGGACAUAAGUGCAAGAUUUGAGUAAGACCCCUAGUCCUCAGUUUCCAUUUCAGGCCUUUUUUUUAGGUACUGAACAUAAGUCACCUUUUAUGACAAAAUUGAUAUCACAAGAUUAUAUUUACAUAUUAAUUUAUAAAUUGCAAUUUUUUUUUAAGUAGGUAUAUUUAUCAAUGGAACUUAGGUGGAUUAAAAUUUCGCAGCGUGAAUUUCAUUGGUCUAAUUUUAUGAUUGAACUGUUUUUAAAAAACAAUUUCAGUUUGUAAAGGAAAUUUUCUAAAAAUUCCGAAUAUAAGUAGACCCCGCAUAUGAAUUGAGGUCGUUUUUUUGGGGGUCAUGUUAUCAACAAAAAAAACCUCGACUUAUAUUCGGAACAAUACCUAUCAUACAAUACAACAAAAGUAACAACUUCAUACCGUUGUUGGCUCGAGACUUAUCGUACUACGUAAAAUUCGAAUACUUUAUGCGCAAAGAAGAAAAAACUUUCUUUCGUAUUGCAGUAAUCACACAAAACUCGUCCAACUAUUGUAGUGUAAAGCGAACGUUGAUAGCGAAUGUCAUUUCAAGUAACUUUAAGACGGCAGAAGAUGACUAGAGUUUUCGUAAUCCAGUUUCCAAUUCUGCAAAGCAUCUGCUCUUAUUAGUAUUUGUUGCUAUUGAUUCGAAUUAAUCUAUUUUUAGUAUUUGUUGAGACCGGUUUACACUUUUAUACAGUGUUAUCGUGGCUUGAAAGUAAGAACCACACAAAAGAUGGAUAUUUUUAUUUAGGUGUUUAUCACGUUGUGGUUAUCAUGGCGAAAUGAACCUUAGCGAUCACAAUUCUGAAAACCCUUCAAAUAACACCUCUACCUGUCCAUUAACAAAGUUACUUAAUCAACUCAAGUCAUGAUAAAAAUUAGAAUAACAAAUUCAUAUGUGUAAAAUAAUCGUGAAAUGUGUAGUAAGUUUUUAAUAUACAUAUUUAAAAAUAUUUAUACACAAAUAAUAAAUACAAGACUUUUUAAUUUUUUUCUAUUUGUUACGACCCUUAUAUUAAUUUAGCAACAUGUCCGUUCAAAUCUUGAACAAUUUGUUUUGCCAGAGAUUCUUCUUGACAAAGAAAAUGCCAAACCAUUAAUUAAUAAUUGCGUCUCCGGAAUUUGGUUUAGUUUCAUAGUUUGACCGACAGUUUAUGUGACUAGCAGAUAGGAAACUCAUCUUGCGGGGCAGGAAACAAUUUGUAAUAUAAACGUUAAACUUAUAUAAUAGUUAUAACUUCAUUGUCCCUGUGAUUCUUUGUAUGAUUCAAUGUAUUUCUGAUUCAUCAUGUACAGAGCUAUAAGAAUCCGAAUUACCUACUAUUUUGUCGACUUUAAGCAUACCAAUACUGGUCUCGAUAUUGUGUACAAGUUGUUAAAUACAAGAUACAUAAUUGACGUUAAUCACAGUUAAUGGAAGGAUUACAGCAAUCGUUAUUGUUACUAUUAAUGAUGCUACUGUUGCUAUUAUUUUCACAAUCAUCGUGAGUAUCAUAUUUUUUAUAUUUUCCUAUCAAGUAAAAAUUUUCUUCAUUUUUCUGUCAUGAUAGUUGCGUAAACAGUUAUGCGUGUAUAAAGUCAAAGUAUUUGUUUGAAAUUAACGUCACUGUAACGACGCCGUUGGAUUACUCUUGUAUAAACGUAUACCGAUGUAUUAAAAAAAUAAUUUGAUAUAAAGUGAUCUACUGACUUGAA